AGAAUAUCAAAAUUCAACUCCUAAGCAUGGCGGCGGCGGGCGUGGAAUCGCAGAUGGAGAACCUGGCUGUGUCAAGCAAACCCAGCACGCAGAUCAUUGAGUUCAAGGGCGAGUUUGUGGAUCAGCACUUCAGUGUCCAGAUUUGGUUGCUUGCUCAUGCGUGCUUUGUGUGGGUGGGGCUGGACGAAACGCCCGUGUGUAUGGGGUCAAUGUCCACGGCGGUGAAGACUCGGUACGAUCCAUUGCCCCUAGCAUCGUCAUUACUUGGUGGCGGGGCCGACGACACCGAGCAGCAAAUGGCCCAGCGCCUUGUGCUGCGUACUGGCAAGCAAGUGUUUGUGAGCUGUAACUUGCCCGAGGACGAUAUGGAACUCGGCGCGUACGUCGAACGUGCGAUCCUGCAACGCUUGCGCGACGUCCAGUUCGUCCCUUAACACUUCUCAAUCAACACUAAGAAAAGCAA
Aphanomyces astaci is the source of this 463-nucleotide messenger RNA. RefSeq lists its product as hypothetical. Bases 27 to 434 code for a protein of 135 amino acids. The transcript has 3 exons. Gene Ontology annotation, biological process: proteasome assembly. Lineage: Eukaryota; Oomycota; Saprolegniomycetes; Saprolegniales; Verrucalvaceae. The record is from RefSeq and is a predicted model, not a curated record.